Molecule: messenger RNA, 1607 nt
Organism: Drosophila ananassae
Lineage: Eukaryota; Metazoa; Arthropoda; Insecta; Diptera; Drosophilidae
Product: probable fumarate hydratase, mitochondrial
Exons: 2
Coding region: 84-1538 (484 amino acids)
Biological process (GO): malate metabolic process; tricarboxylic acid cycle; fumarate metabolic process
Cellular component (GO): tricarboxylic acid cycle heteromeric enzyme complex; mitochondrion
Molecular function (GO): fumarate hydratase activity
Source: RefSeq, a predicted model, not a curated record
CUAUUCUUUUAAGAUCAAGUUGAAAUUGAUUAUUCUCUCGACCAUUUGAUAGUCUUUCUCUGUAUAUUUAUAUUUUCCCAAAAAUGUCGUUCGAUCAAAAGGAGAUUUUCAGUUUAAUGUACAAGCUGGCCCGGCUCAUAGUCCCGGACACCCGAGUUGAAUAUGAUGCCCAGGGAGCAAUCCAUGUCCCCCUGGAUCGUAUGUAUGGUCCACUCACCAUGAGAUCCUUGACAAAAUUUCCGAUUGGCGGAACCGAAGAACGAAUGCCUCGUUCGGUAAUCAGAGCCAUGGGAAUGGUGAAGAAGGCCGCCGCCGAGUCGAACAAGGUCAACGGAAUGGAGGAACGUCUGUGCGAUGCCAUAUCGGAGGCCUGUGACGAAGUCAUCUCCGGAAAACUGUACGACGAGGAGCACUUUCCGUUGGUGAUUUGGCAGUCGGGUUCGGGGGACCAUACCAAUUGCAAUGUGAACGAGGUAAUUGCCAAUCGGGCCAUCAAGAUCCUGGGCGGACUGAUGGGAACAAAGGAGCCAGUCGAUCCCAUUGAGCACGUCAACUUGGGCCAGAGCGCCCACGACACCUUCGCCACUGCGGUUCGGGUUGCUGUGGCCAUGGACUUGCAGGAGAAGCUGUAUCCGUCCCUCAGGAUGUUUGCCGAGUUGUUGGGUAAAAAAUCAGAGGAGUGGAAAGACAUAAUCAAGACGGGACGCACUCAUUUGAUGGACGCAGUACCACUGACCCUGGGCCAAGAGUUCAGUGGCUAUCAGCAGCAGAUAUGCAAUGGAAGAUGCCGCCUGGACGGAUCUUUAUCUAGAUUGUAUAAGCUUCCCAUUGGAGGUACCUUUGUGGGCACGGGUUACAGCACCGUGAAGGGAUUCAACGAGAGGUGCGCCAAGCGGUUAGCCGAGUUGAGCUUCCUGCCAUUUGUGUGUUCUCCGAACUGCUUCGAGUCGAUGUCCAGCUGCGAUGCCUUGGUGGAGCUUCACGGGGAACUCAACACCAUAGCCGUUAGUACGAUGAAAAUAGCAAAUGACAUUCGCUUCCUGGCAUCGGGACCGCGAUGUGGUCUGGGCGAGCUGAUUCUGCCAGAGAACGAGCCGGGCAGCUCGAUCAUGCCGGGGAAGGUGAAUCCCACCCAGUGCGAGGCCAUGACCAUGAUCUGUGCCCAGAUCAUGGGCAAUGAUGCAGCCAUUAGCAUUGGCGGCGCUUCCGGACACUUUCAACUAAACACCUUUCUGCCCAUGAUCGUCUCGAAUGUCCUGCGUUCGAUCACCCUUCUGGGCGAUGGCAUCAAUUCCUUCUGCGUGAACUGCCUGAAGGGUGCCGAACCGAACAAGGACAGAAUUGCCUCCAACAUGAUGGAGUCCCUGAUGCUCGUCACUGCCUUGAGUCCACAUAUCGGGUAUGAGAAGGCCGCCGCAAUUGCAAUGGCUGCCCACCAGAAUGGCACCACUUUGCGGAAGGAGUGCACCAAAGCGGGAAUAGAUAAACAGGACUACGACCACUGGGUCUGUCCUGAGAAAAUGUUGAGUCCCGAAUAGGUUCCAUCUACUUAUUAAAUUUGUUUUACAAAGAAAAUUAUCAAUAAAGUUAUUCGACUUAGUGGCUUA